Messenger RNA from Lingula anatina, 1667 nucleotides. RefSeq names its product mitochondrial fission 1 protein-like. Gene Ontology annotation, cellular component: peroxisomal membrane; mitochondrial outer membrane. Gene Ontology annotation, molecular function: protein binding. Gene Ontology annotation, biological process: peroxisome fission; autophagy of mitochondrion; mitochondrial fragmentation involved in apoptotic process. NCBI's taxonomy places the organism in Eukaryota, Metazoa, Brachiopoda, Lingulata, Lingulida, Lingulidae. The record is from RefSeq and is a predicted model, not a curated record.
AUGGGUUUUAUACAUNUUUCGACGGAAGAUUUAAAGAAAUUUGAACAGAGGUACAAUGAGCAGAUGACAAGAGGCAGCGUGAGUCCAAAGACUCAGUUUGAAUAUGCUUGGUGCUUAGUGCGUAGUAAAUAUGCAAGGGAUAAUCAGAAAGGAAUUAUUCUCUUAGAAGACCUAUUUCAUAAAACACAUGAUGAAACUGCAAAGAGAGAUUAUUUAUAUUACCUGGCUGUCGGGAACACACGUCUCAAAGAAUAUGACAAAGCUCUCAAAUAUGUAAAUGGCAUCUUGCAAGUGCAACCUGGCAACCACCAGGCUGCUGAGCUGAAGAAAAUUAUAAAGAAAAAAAUGGAGAAAGAGGGUCUGCUAGGAAUGGCAAUAGUUGGUGGAGCAGCUGCAGUGGCACUGGGAAGCAUUAUAGGACUGGGCGUGGCACUUACUAAGAAAUAACUUGGAGAUACUGUACAAAGACACCCAUUGAGCAGAAGACCUGAUUAAACAAAACUUUCAUUUUCCUGGAAAUUUCAACACUUCUCUUAAACACCAAAGUAUGUUAUCUCCAAAGCCAUUUGCAAAUUACAAUCUAUAAAAUGUUGCCCAAUUUUGAUUUCCAAGCUACUAGAUUGGUGAAUUUCACUCACAGAAUUUUAGAACUGGGAAAAGGUUAAUUUUAUAAAUUGUAAUUGUCUCAAUGGAAUUUAAUGGAAUUAGCAUGUAAGCUCACUUGGUGAUAAUAAGGAGAUGCAUAAGAUUUCCAGGAAAUCUUUUUAUAAUUAUCACUGUAAUAAUUAUUAAUAUUUAUCAUUAUUUUGCUUCCAAGGGGGUCUAAUGCACGGUAGUCUAUAAACAGAAAGUUGUGAGGCAUACAAAGAUCCUGACACUUUUAAACAACAUAGAAAUAACUAAAAUAUACCAAGUAUCAGUUUUACACUGAUACAUCAAGAAAAGACUAAGAGGACAUAACACUCUUAUACCAUUUAGAAAAACUAAGAGAUAUGCAGCAUCGGUUUUAUAAAUGUACCCGAAAGAAAUAGACUUAAAUGUGGCUUACUAGCAAAUAGUAAAGGAUUCUUGUAAAAUGACAGCCAGUAGAGAAAUUAUAUACUUCAGAAAGUUGUGUAAAAUAUGGUUUUAAGAUGGGUUUAUACAAGAGGACAGUUUCUUUGGUUUUCUUUUUGUUUAUGUAUUUGAUCAUUUUCAUAAUGUUUUCAGCGUAAUUUAUAAAGCUGCCUUGACUUAAACUUUUUGGCAAGAGUUUGUACUAAAUAUUGUUACAGAACUUAGUUUUUUGUGUUUAUUGUAAUUUAGAAACAGCUGUUUUCCAAUAGUAUCCACUUGUCAGUUUUAUUUUGUAUGGGUUUACCGGUUGCAUUUUUGUGAAAAUUGCUUUUAAGGUACGGAUUAAGUUAUUCAUAAAAACUCCUCGUUUAAGCAGAAUAAAAAAAUGACCUGGCAUAGUUAAUGCUAUUAAGAGACAGGAUCUUUUUGUUCGAAAAUUGCAGAGCAAUUUCAUUGAUUUGAUAAAUGAAGCAAAAGAAGCCAUUUUGCUUGCAUUUGGUUACAAACACAGGUUAUACCUAUUUUGUUAAAGUAUAAUAUUUUUUUAUUUUUAAAUUCAUUGUUACAGUGCCAUUAUAAUACAAAAUGGUUAUUGUGAAAAAAUAAAUGUU